UGGAAGCUGGAAUGAAGAUGAAGAGCUCACCAUCAUCACCACCAUCCAUAAAAGUGUGUCAGUGUCAGAAACCACAUAAUCAAGUCAGCUGUUGUGAGUUUUGAUUUUGAAACUUAAGUAAUUAAGUGACCCUUAUUAGUCCCACAGUGGGCAUUUAACCCAUCUGUGCAGUGAAACACCACAUACACACUAGUGAGCACACUUACCCGGAGCGGUGGGCAGCCCUAUCCAGAGCACCUGGGGAGCAGUUGGGGGUUAGUUGUUUUGCUCAGGGGCACAUCAGCUCAGGGGCACAUCACCUCAGGGGAUUGGAAAGGCGACCUUCCGGACACGGGCCUGGUUCCCUAACCUCCAGCCCAUGACUGCCCCCACUUGUUCUUAAUGGCGCAGCACUUCAGAGGCUCCCUUCAGAGUGGACGAUCAGGACCAACCAAAGUGACCUUUACCUUCCAUGCAGGCUGGGUUUCCUAGUAACGCAGCAAACACACAGCAGCAGGAGGAUUAGUGAGGCUUCUUGAAGAAAACAGACAGAAAGAGGGAGAAAAAAGAGGAGAUCAUGGAGUCGUGUGAGGAGGCGCGAGAGCUCCAGUCCUGCAGCCACAGCAACCCGGAGAAAACACCAUUCGAGAAUCCGGCUCAGCUCAUCUCUGAUCUUGCCAGAGUGACCACCAGGGGCAGCGCUCGCUUUGGCACGCUCAGCCACCACUCCUUCUUCUCCAGACACAACCCCCACCCCCACAGGGUCACGCACAUAUCAGGUCUGAACGGCAGUCCGGUGUGUACGGUGAAUGAUGACUGGUACUCCAACACUCCUCUGUGCCCACAUCCGCUCAUCAAGAGUCAAGCGCUGGCCUCCGGGAACCGAACCCAGCCGCUCAGCUACAGCACAGCCAGCGGAGUCAAGCAUGGUGCAGCUCUGCUAUCAGAAGCAUGGCAGGAAGAGCUGAAGGAUCUGGCAACCAAAAUCAGCCUCUCGGCUCCAAGCUCUAGCAGAAGAGGAGAAGGAGAGAGUUCCAGAGAGGAGGAACCGCCCCGUAGGAAGACUCAGUAUUCAGCUCAGACAGGCCGGAUCAUCCCUCCAUCCUCUUGGGGAGCAAAACGCCGCGACACUCCGGCUACACACAGACGCACAGCAACACACAGACCUCAGACUACCAGCCUGGGAGGCCAGGAGCUCAGGGUCUUGGAGCUGCUGUGUCAGAUCCUGCAGACUGAUUCUUUAUCUCUGGUGCAGCAGUGGCUGCUGCUGGCUGGAGACAGAGAGAAGGAGCUGGUUCUGGGGCUGCUCCAGCAGGCCAUGACUGACUCACCCAACCUCAACCAACUUCCCUUCACAGCCCAGACUGAGCCCCCCCUCAACCCCCCUACAGGACUGACCCGCCGCAAACGAAGGCUCAAGAGUUUGUCUUCUGCUCAGGAGGCGCUCGACGACAUACCAGAGCUGAUCGGAGAGGCUGAAGUCCUGCAGGUUCGUCCAGAAGAGGCUGAGAACAUCAGUGAGGAUUCAGGACUCCAUCGUGAACACAGCCGCUAAGCAUCCAGAUAUACACACGUACUUUUCUAACUAUACUUGUGAGGACUGACAUAGAUUCUGUGUUACUGUAGCUAUGGAAAACUAAAUGUAUAACCUAAAACCUCACCCUAACCUUAACCUCACUGACCAAAAGACAAUCUUUCUGAUCCAAAAAUGUAUUUGUGGUUAAAAAAAAAAACAAAAAAAACAUCAACAAAAAAAACAACAUAUCAAAUGAGGACCAACAAAA
Pygocentrus nattereri (red-bellied piranha) is the source of this 1763-nucleotide messenger RNA. RefSeq names its product thymus, brain and testes associated (gene tbata). Lineage: Eukaryota; Metazoa; Chordata; Actinopteri; Characiformes; Serrasalmidae. Bases 557 to 1534 code for a protein of 325 amino acids. The transcript is spliced from 10 exons. The record is from RefSeq and is a predicted model, not a curated record.